GCCAGUCGCAGCCACCUCUCCCUGGGCCGCUCUCUACCGCUCUGCGCCUACUGGGACCUCACAAAGCUGGCAGCCACGGCAGAGUGGGUGUCACCGCAGCUCUUCCUGCUGCUCGCCCGCGCUGCCCUCCCCAACCCCUCCGUCGGCUUCAUGUGGGUGCAGUCGCCCUACCUCGAACGCACAGCCUUCCAUUAUGAGAUGGCAUGUGCGUUUCUCGGGCAGCUAUUACCAUUCGCCAUGGGGCACGUGCCUCUGCAGGCCAACACGCUGGAUGUGAAGAUGCCUGCACGGGACGACACCAUGGCUCUCACGCUCAAGGCAUGGAGCAACAGGGACGUGGUGGUGUGGUUUAAAACGACCUGGGAGCGAGUGAAGUUCCAGCCUCGCACGGACGACAUUGCGUUGCCCAUGCUGCCGUACCAGCAGAGCCUGCAUGCCACGGCUGAGCGAUUGCUAUCCCUGCUGCCCCGCCCCCUCAUUGCUGUACACUUCCGGUCCGAGUUCAUCGCGUUCCGAGUGCAAGAGGACAUGAGGAGUCAGGGCGGCAAGGCGAAUGCGAGCAUGGUGCAGCAGCGGCUGGACUGGUGUGUGGGGGAGGCAGAGCGCCUUAUCACCACCGUCCGCGACUCACUCUCCCACCCCUCCACUGCUGAUAACAGCACCACCGGCCCCAGCACCACUGGCCCCAGCACCACCUCCCCCAGCACCACCGCCCCCAGCAGCACUGGCAGCAGCGGUCCAUCCCCAUCUGUGUUCAUCGCAGCAGACGUGCCGUUCAACGACUCGGUGGCGCCGGCACGGUCAGACUCGUGGAGCGAGAUGGUGCACUGGUACGGGGGCGACGCGCGCGUGCUGCAGUCAUCGUCCGCUGCGCUGCACCGCCUGCGUGCCAAUGUUCCCGGGACUGUCAUGAUUGACGAGAUCAUGCCGCAAGUCAACGCGUUUGACCCAGGUGGGUGA
Messenger RNA from Closterium sp. Yama58-4, 960 nucleotides. The record is from the annotation of a GenBank genome assembly. NCBI's taxonomy places the organism in Eukaryota, Viridiplantae, Streptophyta, Zygnematophyceae, Desmidiales, Closteriaceae.